Molecule: messenger RNA, 2046 nt
Organism: Plectropomus leopardus (leopard coralgrouper)
Lineage: Eukaryota; Metazoa; Chordata; Actinopteri; Perciformes; Serranidae
Product: phosphoribosyl pyrophosphate synthase-associated protein 1-like
Biological process (GO): 5-phosphoribose 1-diphosphate biosynthetic process; purine nucleotide biosynthetic process
Cellular component (GO): cytoplasm; ribose phosphate diphosphokinase complex
Molecular function (GO): ribose phosphate diphosphokinase activity; magnesium ion binding; ATP binding
Source: RefSeq, a predicted model, not a curated record
ACAAAGUUUACAGUAGCUACAUUUGAAUGCUAGCAGCGGAGUGUUGAAGUUGUUGCACUGUAGCAGCGCCAGAAAGAGUUUUUGCUACAUUUCUCUUGGUCUUCAUGCUAACAUAAACCGGUGUGUGUGUUUUGUAGACGGCAAAAAGUUCGUAACUCGCAUGGAAACAGAGCUCAGCUUUCCAUCUGCUGUACCUGGUGUUUUUUUGUGCCGCUUGUCGAUGUGAGGGUGGUUGUUGACUCGCUAACACGAGCACGAGCGUUGCAUGUGGAGCAUGUGCGCUUUGUUUUUUUGCUCUGUUUUUACGGUGUUGUGUUUUUAACAGCUUUAGCACGGUUUGUGUUUUAUUACUUAAAGAUGCGUCUGCAUGGUGGAAGUGUAAACCACCCAUAGUUUAGAUUUUUAGUGUGGAAACUGUUCUUCAGGUAAUAACGAAGGAGUUUUUUUUCACGUUUUUUUUUUUUUUUUGGGAAACGUAACCAAAUAGCCUUCCACAUUGAUUCAAAAGCAACAUGCCUAUUAGGCGUUUUGGGGGUCACAGGUCACUGGUCUCUAACUCUCAAACUUCAAAGCUGUCGUAUGGUUACAAGAAAAUGAAUGUUUCAAAGAGUGGCUACCGUGUUUUUUCUGCCAACUCCACCACCGCCUGCACUGAGCUGGCCAAGAAGAUCACAGAACGCUUGGGUGUGGAGUUGGGCAGGUCAGUGGUUUGUCAAGAGUCAAAUAAAGAGACAAGAGUGGAUGUGAAAGAGUCUGUUCGUGGACAAGACAUCUUUAUCAUUCAGACCAUUCCCAGAGAUGUCAACACGGCCAUCAUGGAGCUGCUGGUUAUGGCCUACGCCCUGAAGACAUCCUGUGCCAAGAACAUCAUCGGGGUCAUUCCCUACUUUCCGUACAGCAAGCAGUGCAAGAUGAGGAAGAGAGGAUCCAUUGUCUGCAAGCUGCUAGCAUCCAUGUUGGCUAAAGCUGGGCUAACUCACAUCAUCACCAUGGACCUCCACCAGAAAGAGAUCCAGGGCUUCUUCAGCUUCCCUGUUGACAACCUGAGAGCUUCUCCCUUCCUCAUCCAAUACAUCCAGGAGGAGAUCCCAGACUACAGGAAUGCCAUAAUUGUUGCAAAGUCCCCUUCAGCUGCCAAGAGAGCUCAGUCCUACGCUGAGAGGCUGCGGCUUGGGCUGGCAGUGAUGCACGGGGAGGCCCAUCAUUCUGAGUCAGACAUGGCUGAUGGACGACAAUCUCCCCCCUUGUCCCGCACCACCACAGGACACACCGGCCUGGAGCUGCCAUGCAGCAGAUAUCAAGCUCCAUUCCCUGGGAUAGAGCUCCCAAUAAUGAUGGCGAAGGAGAAGCCACCGAUCACUGUUGUUGGAGACGUAGGAGGCAGAAUCGCCAUCAUUGUUGAUGACAUCAUAGAUGAUGUGGACGACUAUGUCGCAGCAGCAGAAAUCCUGAAGGAGAGGGGAGCCUACAAGAUCUACAUCAUGGCUACACAUGGCCUGCUGUCUGCAGAUGCACCGAGGCUAAUAGAGGAGUCUGCAAUUGAUGAGGUGGUGGUGACCAACACUGUACCUCAUGAGGUGCAGAAGCUGCAGUGUCCAAAAAUCAAAACCGUUGAUGUCAGUAUGAUCCUGGCUGAGGCCAUCCGGCGCAUCCACAACGGAGAGUCCAUGGCCUAUCUAUUCCGCAACAUCGCCGUGGAUGACUGAGGCAACACACACUUUACAUAUACAUUCCUGCACUCACACAUACCAGUGACCAAGACUCAAGAUUGUUGCAGUUUUUUUUUUUUUUUUAAUUUUUGUUUGUUUUUGUUUUGCCGAUAAACACAUUGACAGAAGUAGUUUGUAUUCACCGUAUGUGACAUAUGAAGCUCUGCUUUAUUCCUCUGAUAUGUUACAUAGACUGAACAAACAACACACACUGUUUCACUUCACUAAUAUAUACUUCCUACCAUCUGAAAACAAACAAACACCACAUACUGUAUCAUAUGCAGCCUCUCAGUAUCCUGCAAAAAUUCGGCAAAUAAAACAGUUUUUGUGUGAGUUA